UACUUGAUAAUGCAUGCAUACAGCAACAACACAUAUACUUAUAUACAUAUAUAAAUGGUGACGAUUUGUAUAAAGAACUAAAAAUGUGUCAAAAUAAGUUAGAGUUUCCGACGCUGUCCCGAAAAAAUCAACACCAGCAACUUCUACAUGAAACUUACCUACAACGAACCAAAGUUAUUUGUAAUAUGAAUAUAAUUCACUUAAGCGUUCUUCAACAAAUGAGAGCUAUGUUCCGACUAUGCUUCAUUGUCUUGGCAAUAACUGUGCUUGCUUCGACAGCAAAUUUAUUUUGUACACUAAAGUGUCUAAAAAUUGGAGUGCAACACGGCGCUUGUGUAAACCCGAAUGGCCGACUAAGCGGCGACUGUCCACCAACGACUAGAAUACUCAACAUGAAUACGAAUGGCUAUAAGAAAUUCCUACUACAUCAGCAUAAUCAAUUGCGCAAUACAAUUGCUGCUGGCCGCGUAGCUAAACUGCCGCAGGCGAAUAGAAUGGGCGAGGUCUUUUGGGACCGCCAAUUGGGUUUUCUCUCCGUCUUUAGUGGCAAACGUUGCAGUCUAAGUGAUCCGUAUUGCUAUCGCACUGGUUUGCUGGCGAAUCCGGGACGUGUUGCCAAAAUAUUUCAAUUCCCUAACAAAAGUGAUGUCAAGCCAGCUAAUGUGAAAUUGAAAAUUGGUGAAUGGUUUAAGGAAAUCAAUGAAACGGCCAACGCCUUCGAGGAUUUAUUUCCACCGCAUGCGAACAAAGUUUUGAAUGUCGCACACAUUAUUCACGAGGAAAAUAAUCGCAUUGGUUGCUCCAUGUCGCAUUGGACGAGUAAAGAUGCCAAUGAAACGCUUAUGUUGGUUUGUCUCUAUGCAACCGAUUUAAAAAACAAUUCACCACUAUAUUCUCUGGGUCCACCGGCCAGUAGAUGUCUCUCAAAAUGGAGUAUUUUAUAUAGAAACCUAUGCAGUAUUAAUGAGGAUUAUGAUUAUUCUGAAGGCCUAACGCAGGGUAUAAAUACACAUGCAACAGUUGCAGUGCCUUUCUAUAAAAGAACGGGUUCAACUCAUAGUGGAUAAGCAAUUCAUGGUGGAGAACAAGUAUCAAUAGUCGUGUUCGUUUCGCCAUUUCUCUGCCGAGUUUAAUCCAUAGAGGUUACAUAAAACAAGAUUUGAUAGUCGUGUUCGUUUCGCCAUUUCUCCGCUUGCUAUGCUUAAGCUCCACUGUAAAAGUGUGCUAGUUGAAACCAAUACAAAAGAUGUGGUGUAUAACUGUUUGUAGUAGCAGAACUGUUAUAUAGUAUAUCUAUUUUAUUCGUAUUUCAUUAAUACUUUCGUUGCUUGUUCGAUACGCAACUCGCGAUUGUCUACAAAUGGUAGUUAACUAGCAUAAUUUUCUUUUCGGAAUAAAAUUGAUAAAUUCUUUUGAAUUACUUAUGAAAUAUUGUAGUAAAUUUUUUAUACAAUAAAAUGAGUUUGAAAAAAAUUUUUUUAUGAAAAACCAUUUAGAAUGGUUUAGUAAAAAUGACGCUAUAACUCUCAAAUUUCUGGUGUCGAAAAAUUCAGAAUGUUGGAUAAUUGAAAUCACGUCCAGGAUGGCCAUCACCAUCAACUGAUGAUCAACAUGGCCAAAAAGUAAAGGAAUUAGUGCUUGAGAAUCGACGACUAACAGUCAGAGAUCUUACUGGCAUCGUUGAAAAAUCGCAAGGAUCGGUGAAAACCAUUUUGAAAGAUCGUUUGGGCCUAAGAAAAGUGGAAGCAUGAUUGGUUCCAAAAGCAUUCAAUUUUUUCGAAAAACAGCGUGACGUUAACAAUGCUUCCCGACUACUAGGAUCUCAUAAAAUGUAUUAUUACUAGGAUGAGUCUUGGAUCUAUGCUUACGACCCGGAAACAGGCGAUCAACCGGCCGAAUAUCGUGGUAAAAGUGAGCCGAAGCCGAAAAAAACACUUUAAAGCAGGUCAACAAUAAGGUUAUGUAGACAGCCUUCUUCAAUUAUCAAAGUGUGGUGCAACUCCCAAUACCUUCCGAUCGGCCAAACUGUCAACAAGAAUACUAUUUGAGUGUAAAACGUCCUUUGCGCGAAGCUAUCCGUAAAAAGAUGCCGAAUUUAUGGGCCGACAACCCUUGGUUUUUGCACAACAAUAAUACACCCUCGCAUUAUGCAUUGAUUCUUCGUAAGUUUUUCGUUAAAUUUUUAACCAAUAUCGUGUCGCAACCACCGUAUUCACCUAUUUCGAGGAUUGGAAAAAGCGUUGGCACAAGUGUAUUGGGUCCAAAGGGGAUUACUUCGAGGGGGACGACAUAGAUUUUAAGGAAUAAAUCAAGAAUUUUAAAAUUAUCAACAAAGUCUUACUAUUUUUUGCCCAUAGUAAAAUAUCUCAAUAUAUGGUUAUGCCUAAGAUAGAGGGUUUAGAAAAAUGGGUUCUUUUGGAAUUAGCUGUAACAAACAUACUUGUAUGAGUCAAGUACUCAAUAAAAUGCCGACUAUUAUUUAUAAGUUCUUUACUUACUUUAGUAAGACUUUCGUAGCAGCAAAUAAAAUUAAUGGCUGGCAGGUAGACUACACUCACACCGAAUUAACCUAAGUUCCCGCUGCAAUUUUUUUACAAUAGGUGGCGCUGCAGACAAGUUAUGCUGAAAAGAAAAAUAUAUUCCACAAUUAAGCUCAUAUUUGAUUCAAGACUUUAUUUGAGUUAAAAGAAAUGCUUAACAACACAGUUUCGAAAAUUAAAAAUUACUUACUUAAAAAUUACUCAAUAACACUUGUACUCAAGUCCAGUUUAACAAUAAUUUAACGAAAAAGAUAAUACUUUGAAAUAGUGCCCUAAAUGUAGCUGUUUAAGUGUAUAUAAUGUUAGUGGAAUUCAAGAAAUUAGUAAUGGUUUUUGUAAAUAAUCAGAAAUAAUAAAGAAACAUAU
This is a messenger RNA of Bactrocera neohumeralis, 2906 nucleotides long. Its product is annotated as antigen 5 like allergen Cul n 1-like. Lineage: Eukaryota; Metazoa; Arthropoda; Insecta; Diptera; Tephritidae. The coding region runs from base 84 to 1067 and encodes 327 amino acids. The record is from RefSeq and is a predicted model, not a curated record. The transcript has 5 exons.